CCGACUAGUCGACUAGUAACUUGAGCCGUCUGUUCCAAGUUUUCGAAAAAAAAAUAUUCAAAACUGAGUGCAAUUUUAAUUUGACAAAGAAAUAGUUUUAUCCAUUAAAUAUUUUCAAUAAUGUACCAAAAAUCGAAAACGAUACGAUUUAGAAAUGCAUUGAGGAAAAAAAAUGGAUUGAGGAAACAACGGCGCGCGUGCGCUCAAUCCGCCAUUUUAAUCGCACUGGAAAUGCGUGCGAUGAUCAUCCAUUUCACAUCGUAAAGUCAAGUACAUUCCGAGCAAAAAAACGCCUGUUCUCGUCUGCGAUUGCUAAGUGAAGCAUAAUCAUCGCCGUGCAGAAUCCCUCGUAAUCCUACGAUUUGUAGAUCUCCGCGCACAUACACAUACAAACGUACGAAUACUCUCAUUGCGGCACGUGUGCGCCAAUGUCAGGAUCACCGCCAUCGUCAAUUGCCUCGCCUCAAUUUGUCCAAGUCGAGUGUAGUUUUUGUUGUUUUUCUCGUUUCGCCAAUCGCGUUUCUCGAUGUGUCGACCAGUGUUUAGCCGCUUCCAAGUCUUUGAUAUCGUCGACGUUUUAAAGAACUGGUUCUAGUCGCGUUAUUUCUCACGCGACGAACGCUGUAUCGAGGAGAGGGACAGGAGGGUUACGACUACAUCCCUGGUUCGUUGCAUCGGUCAGGCCAGGUGCAGCUCGAACGUUUCUCGGCACUCGAGCAAGCCUGGUCACGAUGCAGGGAUUCGCUCGUCUCUUUCUCUCUCUCUCUUUCUCUCGGUGAUCUGAUUCUCUAACAAUGCGCUCUAUGCAGGGAGGUGGGAGACCGCGAUGCAUCUACGGCAAGCGUUAACGUCGACGAAAUCGAGUUCUCGGUUCGCGCGCAGUCGCGAAACGGUUCGGUAUCGACAGGGAGACUCCGCUUCUCUCCGAAAACGUUCUAUCGUGCGUUGUAUUUUCGUCCAACGGAGGGUGCAUCCGUCGUUGAUACGCAUGCUAUACGCGACGUAACAGUGUCCUCGCUACUACCGCGCUAUGUGACGGAUAUCACGGGGCACCGCAGCGCGUGUACCCCGCCUCUACCACGUACCCGUUCUCUACGUGCCGGAGAAUUUACCCCAUCGAGUCGUACCCCUCGCCCUUUACCGAGAGACCUACCCUACCUCCCUCCUCUACCUCCUCUCCCAUCGCCACCUCCCCUCUCGUCCCUGCUCUUCCCCCUUAGCCGAUCCUCGUCCACCGCCCCGUCGUGGAAAAAGAGAAAGACGGACUACCUCGUGAACACUCGUACGACAACGACGACGGCGACGACGGCGACGACGGCGACGAGAACGACGAGGUGGCCACGCGGACCUCGUGAAAAAGCGUGCCUGGAGAAAACAUGGAGUGUCCGCAUCUUGCUCAGAGCGUGCGAUUUGGCGAUGACAACGUAGAUGGAUCGGGCUGUGCUGUGAAGGAUCUGCCGUUCGUCUGCGCAGUGUGCGGCACUGAGAAAAGUCCCUGGCUCUGUCUGCAUUGCGGAGCCGUGCACUGCGGGCGAUACGUGGCGGGCCACGCAUUGCAGCACUACGAGACUAAUACUCAACACUGCGUGUGCAUAGACUGUGAAAGCCUGGCAGUAUUCUGCUACACUUGCGACGAAUACGUGGUGAACGACACCACAACUGGUCAGAUCGAGAAGAUACGGCGUGUCACCUUUCGUAAGGACGAGCACAAGGAGAACGAUGAGAGCUGGAGCACAUCACCACCCACGACGCCGCCGUCCUCGAGGACGCGCGACGGCGGUGGCGACGACCACGAUCACGACAACGACGAUCCGGACGCCCUGUGGAAGGCAGAAGUGGUUGUGAGGAAUUUACGUCCGAGAACGGCGCGCAAGAGGCUACACUCGCUGGACGCCAGCAGCGCGGAUAAUCGGCCGGCCAAGCGUCGCAGCUCCAAGAGUACCAAAGAGAAAAAGGUCGUCGGUCUGAGAAAUCUCGGUAACACCUGUUUCAUGAAUGUGGUGCUGCAAUCCUUCAACAACAUAAGCCACUUUUGCGAAUACCUCACGCAAAUGCCAUGUCUCGAGGGCAUCGCCUUCGACGAAUCCACGGGACCGCCCACGCAUCGUGGUCGUAUCGUCACGCCGGGUCGCGCGAAGGAGAUGUCCAUGAGCGACGCGUUGCUCGCCGAAGAACUCCGAAAGGUGUUGCUCGGUCUGAGCUUGGGCGGCUCCAAUGGCCAGGCGAUAUCGCCCGAGUGCCUGUUUCUAGCCAUCUGGAAGGUCGUGCCGAGAUUUCGGGGCUACCAGCAACAGGACGCCCACGAGUUUCUCACCUACAUGCUCGACCGACUGCACACCGAGCUACUGCAGUUGUUACCCAGGCUGGGACACGAGCCACUAGGAUUACGCGGCAAGCAGAGUAUCGUUACUGCCGUGUUCGGAGGCACUCUUCUUAGUGUGGUCCACUGUAUGAACUGUCGUACGGACUCGAAGACGCACGAGCCCUUCCAGGACCUCUCGCUGGACAUACCGGACAGACUGCAGAGAAGCAGGACGAAGGAACAGGAGGAGGUGUGCAGUUUGACUUAUAGUCUGACGAGAUUCUUCAAGGUUGAAGAGCUGGCCGACAGCGAGCUUUACUUCUGCGACAACUGCAUGGGCAAGCAGAGGUCUACCAAGAGGUUCUGGAUACACAGGCUGCCUAACGUGUUGUGCCUUCACAUUAAAAGAUUUAGGUGGUGCAAUUCCUAUCGCUCGAAGGUGGACACGCAGGUGGAUUUCCCGAUGGAGUCUCUCGACAUGUCCGCGUUCACCGUGCGCGGCGUGACCGGGACGAGAUUGGGCGCUCAGAAUAGUCAUCUUUACGACUUGGCUGCCGUUAUCGUGCACCAUGGUUCCGGUGCCGGUACUGGACAUUACACUGCCUUCGCCGUACAUGACGGCCAGUGGUUCCAUUUUAACGACAGCAGCGUGCGGCCAGCGACUACUGACGCUGUCGCUAAAUGUAAGCCUUACAUUCUGUUCUACGUGCGGAGAGAGUUCUCCAUUCCACCCCCCUUGUGACGCCGUUUCCCCGAUAAGAAGCCUCGUCCCGGCGGCACGACCCUAGAUGACGACGAAGACGACGAUGAUCAGGAUGAUGUGGAGCGAACGAAAGAGAACUGAGCGAACGUUCCUUGCGAAUCUCGAAGCGAGCAAACGAACGGCCAAGCGGAAAAAAUGAGAAAUAAAUCAUUGGAUCGCGCCUCGAGCGCUUCGAGAUCGGAAGACGAAGAUUCGUCCGCUUAUCGCAUAUAUUAUUAUUCAUGAUUGCUCAUUGUUGCCAAAUCGUACAAUCUCGUUAGACGUAAUUCGUCGCGCGUUCGCUGUCGCACCUCGACAAGUCACCACGACAAUCUUCGAGGCGCGAUUGGGAUAACCGGCCACAUAAUUCCGCCGUUGCACGUUAAUCGCUCGAGCGCGUCCCUCCUCGCGAAAUUUUAUCGGAUGAUUAUCGGAUUAAGAUCAUGCAGCUCUUAAAUUAUCUCAAUAUUCAAAAAAAAAUCGACCGAUACAGCAUACGUGAUAUUGAUACAUAUAUCAUAACGACACAUUGUUCUCAUCUUUCUCAUCAUGUCUUUUUCUUCCGUUAAAAACGCCAUAGUCCUCUAAAAUAUUUUCCUAUAAAAUAUUUUAAGAGAGGACAAUUUUUUUGUUUAGAUUAUUUUGUGUUUCGCUUAUUAUGGUUCCUAAAA
Molecule: messenger RNA, 3715 nt
Organism: Pogonomyrmex barbatus (red harvester ant)
Lineage: Eukaryota; Metazoa; Arthropoda; Insecta; Hymenoptera; Formicidae
Product: ubiquitin carboxyl-terminal hydrolase 3
Biological process (GO): protein deubiquitination
Molecular function (GO): cysteine-type deubiquitinase activity; zinc ion binding
Source: RefSeq, a predicted model, not a curated record